This is a messenger RNA of Malurus melanocephalus (red-backed fairy wren), 2192 nucleotides long. RefSeq names its product potassium inwardly rectifying channel subfamily J member 16 (gene KCNJ16). The record is from RefSeq and is a predicted model, not a curated record. The transcript is spliced from 3 exons. Gene Ontology annotation, biological process: potassium ion import across plasma membrane; regulation of monoatomic ion transmembrane transport. NCBI's taxonomy places the organism in Eukaryota, Metazoa, Chordata, Aves, Passeriformes, Maluridae. Gene Ontology annotation, molecular function: inward rectifier potassium channel activity. Bases 264 to 1544 code for a protein of 426 amino acids. Gene Ontology annotation, cellular component: plasma membrane.
CCAACCUGUCAGUCCAGCCAUGCAAGAAGACAGGGAGAGAGACAGAGGAAAAGAAAGGAGGGAGUGAAGCAGAGAUCCUUUCAAAGCCCAGCAGGACGUUMAGGUGGGAUGAGGCCGUUUCUGAGUGUUAUCGGGGAAUUUCUGCUGAGGUCAGUGGCCUAAAGCUGGGAUCAGAGGUGACUUGGAAGUGUUCCUGCCUCCCCUGCCUGUUGAUUUCCAAUGAGCAAAGGAAAACAAACCUGGGGCUUUCUGUAAGUGCAGAGAUGAGGAAGGUGAAUGACCAGAGCUGCGCCUACAGGCCCGUAAAUAUCCAGGGAAACAAAGUCAGCUACCGCGGCUCUUACGGGGARAGCCCGGAAAAGGAGGUGAAACGGCAGCAGAAAAGGUUCCUGCACAAGGAUGGCAGCUGCAACGUCUACUUCAAGCACAUCUUCGGCGAGUGGGAGAGCUACGUGGUGGACAUUUUCACCACGCUGGUGGACAUCAAGUGGCGCCACAUGUUUGUGAUUUUCUCGCUGUCCUACGUGCUGUCGUGGCUGCUCUUCGGGCUGGUGUUCUGGCUGAUUGCCGUGCAGCAUGGGGAUGUUUUUGGUGAUGAGGAGCUGACRCCGUGCGUGGCCAACGUUCACAGCUUCACGGGAGCCUUCCUGUUCUCCCUGGAGACCCARACCACCAUCGGCUAYGGCUACCGCUGCGUGACCGAGGAGUGCUCGCUCGCCAUCCUCAUGGUGAUCCUGCAAUCGGUGCUCAGCUGCAUCAUCGACACCUUCAUCAUCGGAGCCGCCCUGGCCAAGAUGGCCACGGCCAGGAAAAGGGCCCAGACCAUCCGUUUCAGCUACUACGCCGUGGUGGGGCUGAGGGACGGCAAGUUCUGCCUGAUGUGGCGCAUCGGCGACUUCCGUCCCAACCACAUGGUGGAGGGCUCCGUGCGGGCGCAGCUGCUGCGCUACCGGGAGGACAAGGAGGGCAGGAUGACCAUGGAGUACAGGGACCUCAAGCUGCUCAACGACCAGAUCAUCCUGGUCACCCCCGUCACCGUGGUCCACGAGAUCGACGCCGACAGCCCCUUGUACGGGCUGGACCGCAAAGCUUUGGCCAAAGACAAUUUUGAGAUCUUGGUGACUUUUGUCUACACCGGCGACUCCACCGGGACMUCCCACCAAUCGCGCAGCUCCUACGUGCCCAGGGAGAUCCUGUGGGGCCACAGGUUCAACGACGUCCUGCACGUCAAGAAGAAGUACUACAAGGUGGACUGCCUGCAGUUCGAGGAGACCACGGAGGUGUACGCGCCGCACUGCAGCGCCAUGCAGCUGGAGCGCAAGGAGCGCGAGUGGAGCCGCGCCGACAAGAGGUGCCACAAGGAGACGGAGAAAUCRGCGYUGGAAAGCAAACCWGAGCAGCARUSCUUCAGCGCUGUGGCCCUCAUCACCAGCUGCAAGGAUGCUGAAGGCCAGGAGGCAGCUCCCAGCCAGGCUCCCGGAGAGGAUUCCUACAGGAAAGCGGCCGUGACCUUGAGCAGGCUCUCCAUAGAGUCCCAAAUCUAACUCUUCCUGCCCUUAAAUCCUUUCCCAACAAAUUCUCCCCUUGUAGCUCCUCGAAUGCAAACCCCGAACCUGUGUGCAGCAGGAUUUACACCCCAGACCUCACCAACUCACUCACACCCUGCUGGGCUGCCCGGAGCAGCUCUGAACUGGUUUGUACUGGUGGCUGUGGGCACCAGUGUGGGAUCAGCACCGGCACAGAGGGAGCAGCUUCCACCUGGGAUGAGCAGAGAGCUCCUGUACCCAAGCAAACCCCACGGGAACCUUCUCACCCUGCAAGGAACAGGGCUGGCUGUGCCCAGAGACCGAGAAUUAACCUGGCAGSGCACACAAUCCUGAGUUUGGCUCAGGCGGUUCCAAAACUGGUUUGGAAAGCCCAUUUCCAGUCCUUCCAGGAGGCUCUGAAGCUCUGUUAUCCCAACAAAUGAUUCCUCUGAGGGAUCCUCUGGGGAAUCUAUGGGGUUGUUCUUUGUAGGACGGGGGAAUAACUGACCCCAGUGUUCCUGGGUGGCUUUGGACCUAUUUACACCCUCCCAGUUCUGUGGGACCUGGAGAAAUUUAAUUGUCUAGCCAUGAGAUUUUCCCCAAAGCGCCACUCCCUCAGCAGCUGGAGGGAUGCAGGAGGUAAAAAAAAAAAAAAAAUCAAAACAA